Puntigrus tetrazona (Sumatra barb) is the source of this 1062-nucleotide messenger RNA. Its product is annotated as HLA class II histocompatibility antigen, DP alpha 1 chain-like. The transcript is spliced from 4 exons. Bases 100 to 807 code for a protein of 235 amino acids. Gene Ontology annotation, molecular function: MHC class II protein complex binding. The record is from RefSeq and is a predicted model, not a curated record. Gene Ontology annotation, cellular component: membrane; MHC class II protein complex. Gene Ontology annotation, biological process: immunoglobulin production involved in immunoglobulin-mediated immune response; peptide antigen assembly with MHC class II protein complex; positive regulation of T cell activation. Lineage: Eukaryota; Metazoa; Chordata; Actinopteri; Cypriniformes; Cyprinidae.
UCCGCGAGCAAACGUUGAGUGGAUGAUGAAGACUAAACCUUGCCUUGUUCUUGUCUGUUAAAUAUCUCGCAGAAGUUUGUCCGACUCUCUUCAAUCAAGAUGGCGCUGGACAGAAUUCUUACUUUAACCUUUGUUCUCUCCGCUAGCGCUGAAAUUGUACACGAAUAUUUCGGAAUUCAUGGAUGCUCUGAGACGGACGGAGAGGAUAUGCACGGACUUGACGAAGAGGAGAUGUGGCAUGCUGACUUCAAUCGGAAGAGAGGAGUACUGACAUUGCCCGAUUUCGCAAUUCCUAUUGAAUUCUAUGGUUUUUAUGAAGAAAGUGUUAUUGAAAUGACAGGAUGCAAAAGCGAUGUAGCCUUUUUGACAAAAAUGUUUAAGAGCCCACCACCGGAAAUGGACGCACCGCAGACGUCCGUCUAUCCGAAAGACGACGUAGAGCUGGGUGUCCAGAACACCCUCAUCUGUCACGUGACCGGCUUCUAUCCUCCGUCUCUCAGCAUCUCAUGGACUAAGAAUAACGUUAAUGUGACAGAAGGCAUAAGUUUAAGCCAGUACCGUCCGAGGGCAGACGGUACCUUCAGCAUCUUCUCAACUUUUAAAUUUACACCUGCUGAAGGAGAUAUUUACAGCUGCACGGUGAACCACAGAGCCCUACAAAGUCAACAUCAGACCAUAACAUGGGAUGUAGAAGUUGCUCUCCCAAGUGUUGGUCCAGCUGUGUUUUGUGGAGUGGGUCUGACUCUGGGGAUGCUGGGAGUCGCUGCUGGAACUUUCUUCCUCAUUAAAGGAAACAACUGCUACUGACUAUGAAUGAGUUCACUGUAUUUUUCUCACUGUGUUGUUAUAUUGGGUGACUUAUAUACACAUGGACGAUAACACCAUCAUGCCUUGAAACUUUUGGAAUGCAACAAAUAGUUAAUUUUCCUAUUUACCUUAAAGGCCGUACUGUAGAUCUCAUUUGUUACUCACGGUGUAACUACUUGUUCAUCUGUAUCUGUAAAAACGAAAGGAACAUGUGAUAUUUGUUUAAUACAGUAAAUAAAUAAUGUUUUAUGCCUA